AGAGUCGACGAGCAGAGACCAGCGCUACUCUGGGUAUCGCGAUGCCACCGCCCCAUAAUCGAAGCUAGUGCGGAAUUCCCGGGCGCGAUGUCCUCGAUCAUGGACGAGGGUACGGGGCCCGGUGGCCCGGGCCCCUCCCGGUGUCUCCUCAUCCUCCAGAGGUCCCUGGCCAUUCAGCUAACGAGGGGCCCACCCCCGCACAUCCUCAACUCCGCCCAGCACGACACCUGCAAGGAGCAUCCUGCUGACGAGCUGUGGAUGUUCGACAAGGGCUACAACCUCUUUCAGAGCUUCCUGGAAGCGAACUCAAGAUGCUGGUGGAACGACGCCUUGGUCGACGCUACCCAGCAGCUAAGGUACAAAGGCCACGUGGCGCCCGGCAUCCUGAUGGUCGGAGGCCCACCCUGCGCCCUCGAGGUCCUAAGGGCAACCUGGGCGCGCAACGUCCUGCGACCGCCGGCGGAUUACUUUAUCAGAUUCCUCGGGGACGUGGAGGAAUGCAAGGUGACGUCGAUCACUCAGGGUCAGUUUACACCAUUGCCCGAGGCCCUUUGCUGGGCGAUCCUCGAGCUGACAUCGCAACGCCAAGCAGCCACACUGGGCACCCUCUGCUCGGCCUUGAAGAAUACCUUCCCGACGAUGCAGCGACCGAGCCGUGAGCUCGUCUACGAUGCCCUGGCGAAGCUCAUGCAAGAGCGCAAGAUCUACCACACGGCCCAAGGCUACUUCAUCGUUACCCCGGAGACGCAGCGCCUGAGGCGGGACAGCGUCGGUGCGCGGCGCAGUUCUCGCGACGUGGGCCACGCCCGAACCCAGGCCGGCAUGCUCAUGAGCAACGACGAGGCCGUGGCCCUCGUCCACGGUGAGAUGCUCACCCUUAGGGACGGUGACGUCACCCACCAGGCGGUCCAAACCAAUCUCGCCGACGUCAUUUGCGGAGGUAACCCGAACGACAAAGUUCUGUUCGCACGAUGCCGCUCGGUGCCGGGGCGACUCGAGAGGAGGCAUUCCCUCCGUCUCUGGGGCUCGGCGAGGCGCCUCCACCGGAGCGGGAGCUCGAGGUCGCUGCCGCGGAGGCCCGAGAGGAGCGACACGUCCUCGAGCGCGGAGUACGCCAGCACGGACAGCGCACCGCACAGUCCAACGAGUCUAUCCGGCAUAUUUUCAGAAAAGAUAGGCCUGCUGUCCCGACUAUUUCGGAGGAGCACGCGGCGGAAGGGGCCACCCCUGAUGGGGACGUUCAGCGCCCAGUAUCCGCCAACCGAAUGGUUCAAUCCCCGAGUCGUUCAUCUUCACAGCGUGGCGACGCAGACGCGAGCCGCCAGUCCAUCGAUGAUGGAGGGACUGGAGCAGUCGCAGACCAGUUUCCAAGUGUGGGACGACUCGAGCUCGGUAAGGUCGGCGACGUUGCCUCGUAGGCAUCGGCGUCAGCCGAGCGGCGACUCCUCGAGUCUCCUCGCGAACUCGACACCGAGGAGCUCGAGGAGACACCGCUCGCCGUGCUCGACCCUACCGCGCUCCAAGUGCUCGAGCCUGAGCAGGUGCACCUCGAGGGCCUCGGUCGUACCGUCCAGCAACGGGCAGCCGACCACCAACGGCAAGAACUCGACCAACUCCUCGCCCAGCAGGAGUGGCGGCAGCUUUGGCUCGGUCAGGGCGGCGAACCCCGGCCCGGCCAAGAACGCGGCCCAUUUCGGCAGGCUGCAGAGCUCGCGGCACUCAUCCAGGAGGCCGAGCCACGACCUCUCCAGCGGCGGCAGCAAGUCCGCCAGCAGCUCGCCCCAGCACAAGGCCCUACAAAAGUCAUCAUCUAACCACUCGAGCCACUCGAGCGGCAAAUCGACGUCCAGCAGCCGACUAUCGUCUUCGCCCCUCAAAACGACGAGCUUCUCAACCAGCUCCUCGCCCCUCAAAGUAAUCCAGCAGGGCGCCCUUACGCCCCUCCAGCAAGCCCAGAACUCGAUAACCCUCCAGGUCUCGACGAACCUGAGCCCCUCACAGGAGCAACGCGCCUCCAGUGUCCAAAGCAGCGUGACCCUGGCCUCGAAUGCCUCGAGCACGACGACCAUCUCCGGCUCGCCGGGUACCAAGAUCUACGUCCACCAGAACAACUCGCCGAUGCGCUCGGUCAUCACGUUCGAGAACGGCACGACGAGCAAAAGCGGCAAAGCCAGCAAGGCUGACGAGGUCCAGAAGGAGAAGAACCAGGAGAAGCUCGACAAGCAGCAGGAGAAGCACGAGAAGGAGGCCUACGGCAAUAAGGACAAGGAGGGCAAGAAGCCAGUGACGGAGCCGGUAAUCGAGGAAAGGUUCCCCAGGUCAGAGAAGAGCGGCAAGCCCGAGCGGCCCUCCUCACUGUACGCAUCCAAGGAGACAAGGCCGGCGCCCCUCUCCGAGUCCGACAAGGAGAACAAGCCGAAGAAGCAGGUCGAGGAGGAGCUCUCGAAUAAGCUGAAAUUGACCAACAACCGACUCAACAACAGCCAAGCUCACCUUAUCGACGGCUCGAGCAAGGAGACCAACGACGCCAUGAACAACUCGCGCAAGCUCAGCCUGUCCCUGUCCAAGGACGCACUCAGCUAUCGGAAUCUUCUACGGCCGGGCUCCAAGAACAACGUCACCUCGAAUCCGCCCUCACCGACUAAAUCCUACGACGGCUUCGGCGGCUCUUUUAACAAUGUCUACAUCGAGAACCUCGAGAGCGCGAAGCAGCGAGCGGUCCAAGGCUCGGAGCCGAACCUCGAAAAAACCAUGAGCAGGGCCGACCUCUACUCUUAUCCUAGUCUAAGCGACAUGCAAGUGCAAUUCACGAGCCUCGCCGCCCAGAAGAUUCUCAAGGGCUGUCCCUUGAACAGCGUCGACACCCUUGUCGAGGUCAACAUGGCCGCCGCCGAGAAGCCGAAUAACUGUGACGUCACAGUCCACACCGAUUUUGGCUUAGUUUAAACGGCCCACCCG
Messenger RNA from Ceratosolen solmsi marchali, 2958 nucleotides. It is a transcript of the gene knockout, whose product is annotated as Stork-head domain-containing protein knockout. Gene Ontology annotation, cellular component: nucleus; cytoplasm. NCBI's taxonomy places the organism in Eukaryota, Metazoa, Arthropoda, Insecta, Hymenoptera, Agaonidae. Gene Ontology annotation, molecular function: RNA polymerase II transcription regulatory region sequence-specific DNA binding. Bases 88 to 2946 code for a protein of 952 amino acids. The transcript is spliced from 8 exons. Gene Ontology annotation, biological process: regulation of transcription by RNA polymerase II. The record is from RefSeq and is a predicted model, not a curated record.